This is a messenger RNA of Microcebus murinus (gray mouse lemur), 1331 nucleotides long. The record is from RefSeq and is a predicted model, not a curated record. NCBI's taxonomy places the organism in Eukaryota, Metazoa, Chordata, Mammalia, Primates, Cheirogaleidae.
GUGCCAAAAAAAAAAAAGUGCUUAAGAGUCCUAGGGUGAUGAGGCUAUUUUUGUUUGAAGCUGAUACUUCUAGCUGAGCCACAAGUGCUGCUUGGAAGGGCUUAGGUUGUUUCCAGGGGGAGAACUCUGCAGAGAAGAGGCAAAGUUCAACAGGACAACAAAGAAGCAGCAGAAACAGCCAGGAAAACGAAGAGCCCUCACGUUUAAACACACAACCCUCUAUCAGAGUUCUCGAAUCUGAAAAUAUUCUGCAAAGUGCUACUUGACGGGAACUUUUCACCUGACUUUUACUUUCUACGACCACCAUGACUGAGAUCACUGCUGAAGGAAAUGCAUCUACAAUCACGACUGUGAUAGACAGCAAGAAUGGAUCUGUGCCCAAAUCCCCUGGAAAAGUGCUGAAGAGAACAGUCACAGAAGACAUAGUGACGACAUUCAGCUCCCCUGCAGCCUGGCUUCUGGUCAUUGCUCUGAUAAUCACAUGGUCAGCUGUUGCCGUUGUUAUGUUUGAUUUAGUGGAUUACAAAAACUUUUCAGCAAGCUCUAUUGCCAAGAUUGGCUCAGAUCCUCUAAAACUCGUACAUGAUGCUGUGGAGGAAACCACAGACUGGAUCUAUGGAUUAUUUUCUUUGUUGUCUGAUAUCAUCUCAUCUGAAGGUGACGAAGAAGAUGAUGAUGGGGAUGAGGACACUGAUAAAGGAGAAAUAGAGGAGCCUCCCUUUAAAAAAAAAGAAAUACGCAAAGAGAAGACUGAAAAGCAGGAGAAACCUGAAAAGAAAAUACAAACUAAAGUUACACACAGAGAAAAAGAAAAAGAUAAAGAAAAAGUAAAAGAAAAAGACAAAGAAAAAGUAAAAGAAAAAACUGAAAAGAAAGCAACUCACAAGGAAAAAACUGAGAAAAAAGAAAAACCAGAAACAAAGACAGUGACAAAAGAAGAGAAGAAAACUAGGUCUGAAGAAAAGACUAAAAAGGAAGUAAAAGGUGGGAAACAAGAGAAAGCGAAGCCAACAGCUGCAAAAGUGAAAGAAGUACAGAAGCCCCCAUCUAAACCCAAGGAGAAGGAGGACAGAGAGGCAGGAGCUGUGUCAAAGCAUGAACAGAAAGGACAAAGUCCAGCCGUACCCCCUCCAUUACCGACAGAGCAAGCUUCCAGACCUACUCUGGUAUCACCUACUCUUGAAGAAAAAGAAGGAGAAAAGAAGAAAGCUGAGAAGAAUGUUACUUCUGUAACAAAAAAGAAAGGUAAGGAAUUCAAAAACCAUCUACCACGUAAAUCCAUUAAAUUAGUAUCUUUUUUUUUCUUUGUUCCUUAAAGAGUAUGGAAGAUC